Messenger RNA from Magnolia sinica, 5658 nucleotides. Its product is annotated as ATP-dependent RNA helicase DEAH11, chloroplastic-like. Gene Ontology annotation, biological process: spliceosomal complex disassembly. The record is from RefSeq and is a predicted model, not a curated record. The transcript has 3 exons. The coding region runs from base 97 to 5223 and encodes 1708 amino acids. Gene Ontology annotation, molecular function: zinc ion binding; ATP binding; RNA binding. Gene Ontology annotation, cellular component: catalytic step 2 spliceosome; intracellular anatomical structure. NCBI's taxonomy places the organism in Eukaryota, Viridiplantae, Streptophyta, Magnoliopsida, Magnoliales, Magnoliaceae.
ACAACUGCAAGUCUGCGACUGUUCUUCUUCUCCCUCCCUUUUUAUCCCAAAAGUCUAUUUUAUUCUUCUUUCAUUUCAAAAUUCUAUGAAGAGGACAUGGAAGGAGUAAAGCAAAAGAUGAGGAGACAGCUCUGGAUUCCCACCCGUCCCAACUUCGCCGUCGAACUCCACUCCGGCCUCCGGUCUUUCUCCAAAUCCGACUUGGAUACCCUUAUCUCCGGCUGCCCUUCCCUUCCCGAUCACUCCGUCUUCCUCCCAUCCGGCCCCGUCGCUGCCCGUCUCUUUUUUCGGCAAUGGCACGACGCCUUGGAUGCCGUUGCCUUCUUCUGGGCCCGCUGCCUCGACGGGUCCCACCACCUAACCCCCACCGUCCGAUCAAUGCUAUCCGUCCCCUCCGACAGCGACGAACUCGCCUCCCGCCUCAAGGAGCUAUUCGCCGCCCGAGCCCGCGACCUUCUGGAAAGCGAGUCAGUACACCGGUGGCGGAAGAAGAUCGAACGGCUGACGGAAGAGAUUAUACAAAUUUCGACGGCUCUGCGGAACCUGAACCAUGUGGAGGUAUUCACUAGCCGCCAGCAGAAGAAGCGGGGGUUGGUAGCCGAGAGGGAGCAGAUUGAGAAGAGAUUAGAGGAAUUCAAGGCCGCGAUGUACUGUAUCCUGGUGCAGCUCGAUGGAACUAGGUGGGAGGAAGAAGAGUUGGAGGUUUUCGGGUUUGGGGGUGAUUUGGACUGGGAACGGAUUCAUCAUGUAAUGGCUCGGGAGUGCCGGAGGCUCGACGAGGGCCUCCCAAUUUACAGCUAUCGGCAGGAGAUCCUACGGCAGAUACAUUGCCGGCAGGUAAUGAUCUUGAUUGGGGAGACAGGUUGUGGAAAGAGUACUCAGUUGGUUCAAUUUCUUGCCGAUUCAAGUCUUGCCACAAGUGGGUCAAUCAUAUGUACGCAGCCCCGCAAAAUUGCUGUCAUGUCAUUGGCACAAAGAAUUAGGGAGGAAAGCAAUGGUUGUUAUGCAGCUAAUUCCGUGAGUUAUUUUGGGUCAUACUCAUCUGUUCAGAGACUCGAUUCCAAGGUAAUAUUUAUGACGGACCAUUGUCUCCUGCAACAUUUCAUGAAUGGUACGAAUUUGGAUAGCAUUUCAUACAUCAUUGUAGAUGAAGCUCAUGAAAGAAGCUUGAACACUGAUCUCCUGUUGGCCUUGGUAAAGAAGUUAUUGCUUCAGAGGCUUGAUUUAAGGCUUAUUAUAAUGUCUGCAACAGCAGAUGCGAGCCAGCUUUCAGACUAUUUCUUUGGUUGUGGCACUUUUCUCGUGAAGGGACGAAACUUCACUGUCGACGUUGAGUAUGUUCCAAAUGCAUAUGCUGGGAGCUCGUGGGCUGCCAUUACAGAAAAUAAACUUGGCAGUUGCCCUUCAUAUGUUUCUGAUGUGGUGAAGAUGGUGGCUGAGAUUCACAGAACGGAGGAAGAUGGGGCAAUUCUGGUAUUCCUGACUUCUCAGUCGGAAGUAGAAUGGGCUUGUGAAAAAUUUCAGACCCCUUCUGCAGUUGCUCUGCCAUUGCAUGGAAAACUCUCUUGUGAAGAACAGAGACGUGCCUUUCAGAACUAUCAGGGAAAGCGGAAAGUUAUUUUUGCCACGAAUUUAGCGGAGACAUCUCUGACGAUUCCGGAUAUCAAGUAUGUGGUUGACUCGGGCAUGGUUAAGGAGAGUAGGUUUGAACCUAGCACUGGUAUGAAUGUUCUUAGAGUUUCCAGAAUCAGCCAAAGUUCCGCUUGUCAACGGGCUGGCCGGGCUGGACGAACGGGGCCAGGCAAAUGUUACAGACUGUAUUCAGAAUGCGAUUUUCAAUCAAUGCUGUGCUACCUGGAACCUGAAAUUCGUAGAGUUCACCUUGGCAUUGCUGUUCUGAGGAUUCUUUCUUUGGGAAUCGAGGAUGUAAGAGAUUUUGAUUUUGUUGAUGCACCUAGCCCAGAGGCAAUCAAUAUGGCAAUCAGGAAUCUAAUUCAGUUGGGUGCUGUUAUUUACAAAAACGGUAUUUUGGAACUAACUGAUAUUGGCCGCCCCUUGGUCAGACUGGGUGUUGAACCUCGGCUUGGAAAAAUUAUUCUUGAAAGCCUUCAUUAUCGGUUGGGCAGAGAGGGUCUUGUUCUGGCUGCUGUUAUGGCAAAUGCCAGUAGUAUAUUUUGCAGAGUCGGUAAUGAUGAGGAGAAAUCUAAAUCGGACUGCCUUAAGGUACAGUUCUGCCACCGUGAUGGUGACCUUUUCACGCUGCUUUCUGUUUACAAGGAAUGGGAUGAUGAGCCCCAAGAGAGUAAAAACAAAUGGUGUUGGAAGAACAGCAUCAAUGCAAAAUCCAUGCGGAGAUGCAAGGACACUAUUCUCGAAUUAGAACACUGUCUUCAACAUGAACUCCAGAUAAUUGUUCCGAGUCACUGGAAGUGGAACCAACAUGUUCCUACCGUGUAUGAUAAAUUGUUGAAGAAGGUUAUAAUUUCAUCCUCUGCAGAAAAUGUAGCUGUGUAUUCUGGUUACAGUCGACUUGGUUAUGAGGUGGCUCUGACGGGACAGCAUGUACAACUCCAUCCAUCGUGUUCGUUGCUAAUAUAUGGUCAUAACCCGAGUUGGGUAGUUUUCGGCGAGCUUCUCUCAAUUUCAAAGCAGUAUUUGGUUUGUGUAACUGGUAUUGACUAUGAAUGUUUGCUUACACUUCAGCCUCCUCUUCCCUUUGAUGUCGCACAGUUGGAUAGCCGAAAGAUGCAGAUGAAUGUGAUUACUGGAGUCGGUGGCAAUCUCUUGAGAAGGUUCUGUGGUAAAUCAAACAACAGUUUGCAUCGUCUAAUUUCACGCAUUCAGACAGAUUGCAUGGACUGUCGAAUCGGUAUUGAUCUUGACUUUAACAAGCGAGAGGUUCACUUAUUUGCCUCAUCGAAAGACAUGCCAGAGGUUUCUAGUAUUGUAAAUGAGGCCUUGGAGCAUGAGAAAGAAUGGCUAAGGGAUGAAUGCAUUGAGAAAUGCCUAUUUCGUGGGGGACCUAAUUUCUCUCCGCCUGUGGCGCUAUUCGGUGCUGGUGCUGACAUCAAGCAUUUGGAACUGGAGAAGAGAUAUCUAACCGUUGAAGUUUUCCAUUCAAAUGCAAACCUGCUUGAAAACAAGGAACUUCUAAUGCUUUUUGGUAAAAGUGCCUCGGGCAUAGCUAAUUUCCACAAGUAUGCAGGCAUGGGACAGAGUGGUGACUCAGAAAGGUGGGGAAAGAUAACAUUCCUUGCUCCUGAAUCUGCCGAAGCUGCAGUUAAGCUGAAUGGCAUAGAAUUGCAUGGUUCUUUGUUGAAGGUGUUCCCUUCAUGGGCCUCCUUUGGGUGUGACGACAAAACGCUCCCAUUUCCUGCAGUAAGGGCCAAGGUUAGUUGGCCACGCAGGCAUAGUAAGGGAGUUGCGGUGGUCAGAUGUGCGAGGCAGGAUGUUACUCUUAUUCUUAAGGAGUGCUCAACCAUGGUGAUUGGAGGACGGUUUGUUCGGUGUGAGAUUAGCAAGAAAUAUGAAGAUUGUUUUGUCAUAUGUAGACUGGGUCGAGAAAUUACAGAACAAGAAAUAUCAGAUGCUUUGAGAAAUGCUACAAAUAGGAGAAUCAUAGAUGUUUUCCUUCUAAGAGGUGAAGCUGUCAAUCAGCCCUCGGGCAUUGCCUGUGAGGAUGCGCUUCUUAGAGAAAUCGCUCCUUUUAUGCCUAGCAAGAAUUGCCCUCAGAAUCAUUGUAGGGUCCAGGUGUUUCCCCCUGACCCAAAGGAUUAUUCAAUGAAAGCAUUGAUCAGUUUCGAUGGGAGUCUGCAUCUGGAGGCAGCGAAGGCUUUUCAACACCUAGAAGGGAAAGUGCUUCCUGGUUGUCUUCCAUGGCAGAAGAUACAGUGCGAGCAGAUAUUUCACAGCUUUGUAUCUUGCCCUACUCCCGUCUACCAUGUCAUUAAGAAAGAACUGGAUAUUUUGUUCGAUAGCUUCAAUCGUCGGAAAGGGUUGUCCUAUAAUCUGGACAGGACCAACAAUGGCUCUUAUCGGGUCAAAAUAUCUUCGAAUGCGACGAAAACCAUGGCAGAAGUAAGAAAGCCGUUAGAGCAGUUAAUGAAAGGGAAGACCAUAACUCAUGCUAACCUCACUCCAAAUGUACUACAGCUGCUAUUCUCCCCAGAAGGCAUUGGUCUCAUGAAGAGGCUGGAACGAGAGACGGGGACAUAUAUCCUGCAUGAUAAGCAGAACCUGAACAUCCGAGUCUUUGGUCCCCCAAAGGAGGUCGCUACAGCAGAGCAGAAGUUGGUGCAGUCCUUGUUGCAACUUCAUGAAAGCAAGCAACUCAAAAUCCAUCUCCGAGGCAGCAAUCUGCCACCCAAUUUGAUGAAAGAGGUGGUUGGAAGAUUUGGAGCUGAUCUGCAUGGGCUCAAGGAGAAGGUGCCAGGGGCGGAUUUUGUGCUUGACACUCGCCGCCAUGUACUUUCCAUUCAAGGAAGCAAGGAACUGAAGCAGAAGGUAGAAGAGAUAGUUUUCAAGAUGGCACAAUCUCCGUGCCAUGGGCCCUCUGAGCUGUCAAAAGCAGAAGACACAUGUCCGAUAUGCUUUUGUGAGGUAGAGGAUUGCUACCGGCUUGAGGCCUGCGGGCAUGGGUUUUGCUAUAUGUGCUUGGUAGAUCAGUGUGAGUCUGCGAUGAAAAACCGUGACGGGUUCCCACUCCACUGUGCUUGUGAGGGUUGCAAGAGCCAUAUUUUGCUCGUGGAUUUGAGGUGCCUGUUGUCCAGUGACAAGUUGGAGGAGCUCUUCAGGGCAUCGUUGGGGGCAUUUGUGGCAUCGAGCGGUGGUGUUUACAGGUUCUGCCCAUCACCUGACUGCCCUUCGGUGUAUCGGGUGGCGGACCCCCAUAUGGUGGUUGAGCAACCUCCAUUUACCUGUGGCGCAUGCUUUGUGGAGACAUGCACUAAGUGCCAUUUGGAAUACCAUCCAUCUGUCUCUUGCGAGAGGUAUAGGGAGUUCAAGGAAGAUCCAGAUGCUUCCCUGACUGAGUGGCGGAAGGGCAAGGAUCAUGUGAAGAACUGUCCCAUUUGUGGCUACACCAUUGAGAAGGUAGAUGGUUGUAACCAUAUGGCGUGCAAUUGUGGGAAACACAUUUGCUGGGUCUGCUUGCAGUGCUUUGAUUCAAGUGGUGAAUGUUAUGGACACUUAAGGAUGCACGACAUACAAUUGGAUGAAGCCUAGAAUGUGGUAAGUUAGCCAUUUAGUAUAGCUUUGCCAUGCUAACAUGAAAUAUGGGUGUGAGAUCCAAGCUGUUCAUCAGGGGGACUCAUUGUGUGGAUGUGCUGGCCCAAAAAUUAGGUUGGUUGGGUUACAUUUUAUGAAACAGAUGGAUAACUAGUAUAAAAAAUUGCCCUAGUUUUUCGAGCCAUCUGCCUGUUUCUAACAUUGGGGUCCUGAUGAGUGGACUGGUCUCGUUUUGGGCCGAGGAUAUCUACAUCGUUGGGACCGACCUGAUGGAGCUUGGAUUUCACACCCAUGUUCCAUGUCAGCAUGGCAAACCUAGUGUUUGUAUAAUACAUAUAUAUUUACUUUCUGUAUUAUAAUACAUGUAUAUAAACUUUCUGUAUUAUAUAUGGCUUAUUUUUUUGAGUUGUGGUGAUGACUCCUUAUUGCUCA